Messenger RNA from Colletotrichum godetiae, 732 nucleotides. RefSeq lists its product as uncharacterized. The coding region runs from base 215 to 637 and encodes 140 amino acids. The transcript has a single exon. The record is from RefSeq and is a predicted model, not a curated record. Lineage: Eukaryota; Fungi; Ascomycota; Sordariomycetes; Glomerellales; Glomerellaceae.
GCAUCCCCUUUGCUGUCUUGACCAACACGAGCUAGGGAUCGGCAGUCUGCUCCAGGGCACACGCCAUUCGAAAAAGUUGCUAAGUGCUAGCUGUCAGCUGCCGAGCCGAGCACUAGGCAGCCCCCAGCUGGAUUUACGUGAAAACUUUGACGGAUAAUAUAGAACGAGAGACAAUUCUUCUAAUAAUACACAUCUCGUCCCAACCCAAACCAGAAUGGUGCCUGCAGCGACAUGCCGGAAUCGGGCAAUUUUGAUCGCUCUUCCAUCCCCUCCGCUCAGCGCCGUCUUCACCCAGUACGAGCGAGCGAUGCAACCCCUCACCCCUCUUUUUGUUUCUUCCGCUUGCCUGCCAACGGGCACGAUCUACGCCGCGUUUGUGGGGGAAGAGGGAAUGGGAUGGGUGAGAAAGGAUGUCGCUCGACGGCGACACGGUCCAUCCAGUUGGCUGCGGUCGCAAAAAUACGAGAAUGGUACCCUUUGUGCUACGUCAUGGUUCAACGGUGCCACCUCGCCGGCCUUACCGACUUUCAUGCGAUGGAUGGCUGGGACUCCAGGGUUUAGACUCUUUGAUGGCAUGUUGUUUGGAGAGGCAACUGGCGAUCUUUUGUCACUGUCGGUGGGAUUGGUAAAAGUUUGACGAUGCUGCUCAUGUACUUAACCUGGGUGAUGUCCCUCGUCUGAAGUCUUGAGAUUUUGCAUCACAGCAGCCUACUUCUCCCCAUUCUAUCUCAC